Molecule: messenger RNA, 1753 nt
Organism: Aegilops tauschii subsp. strangulata
Lineage: Eukaryota; Viridiplantae; Streptophyta; Magnoliopsida; Poales; Poaceae
Product: 2-carboxy-D-arabinitol-1-phosphatase
Molecular function (GO): phosphatase activity
Source: RefSeq, a predicted model, not a curated record
ACUCGACCCAAACCACACAUCCUUCUGGGUACCGUCCAAAUCAGAGGGGCGGAUAAAAUCCCACAAAUGCUCCUCUUCGCUCCCACCCCGCCGCCGUCGCCGGCCACCGCUCACCGGCGACCGGGUGGCAGCGCUGCCUCGUGCAUCCGCUGCUCGAGCGUGCGCGAGCUUGAUAGGUCCCCAAGCCGCCCGCCGCUACCGCCGCUGGCGGAGGCGAAGCGGGUGGUGCUGGUGCGGCACGGGCAGAGCACCUGGAACGCGGAUGGACGCAUCCAGGGGAGCUCCGACUUCUCCGUGCUCACGCCCAAGGGGGAGUCCCAAGCGGAGACCUCCCGCCUCAUGCUCCUCGCCGACUCCUUCGACGCCUGCUUCACCAGCCCGCUCGCCCGGUCCCGCCGCACCGCGGAGAUCAUCUGGGACACCCGCGAUAAGGACCUCAUCCCGGACUACGACCUCCGCGAGAUCGACCUCUAUUCCUUCCAGGGGCUCUUGAAGCAUGAAGGGAAGGAGAAGUACGGGGCUCUGUUCCAGCAGUGGCAGAAGAAUCCAUCAGACUGCAGCAUCGAUGGACACUACCCAGUGCGGGAGCUCUGGGACCGAGCGCAGGGCUGCUGGGAGAGGAUCCUGACACACGAGGGCAAGUCAGUUCUUGUGGUUGCUCACAAUGCAGUUAACCAAGCGCUCGUCGCCACAUCCUUGGGACUUGGCACGGAGUACUUUCGGACUCUGCUCCAGAGCAACUGUGGCGCUAGUGUGCUGGAUUUCACCCCACAGCCCGGCGGGCGCCCUCCAAGUGUGUGCCUUAACCGCUUAAAUCAGACUCCGAGCUCUCCUAUUUCUGCCGAAAGUUCUGCAGGUAGAAAGUCGAGCAAGCGGAUCAUUCUAGUUUGUCAAGGGGCUACACAGAGCAGUUCUGAGGGUAGUUUAGGCGGAGUGGGUUAUGCACCGCUGAACAUGCUGGGUGUUAUACAGGCUCAGAAGACUGCGGAACUGCUUCUAGAUCUGAAGGUGAACAGUAUUAUCUGUAGCCCACAAGUCGCAGCUGUUGAUACCGCAACUGCCAUAUGUGAGGUCCAAGAGGCUGCUGGUUGCUUAGGUGCUGACUGUGUGCCUCGUUACGUUGAAAUGAAGAAUUUGCUCGGACUCGAAAUUGAUGAUGCCUUUCUAACAAAGCAAAAGAGCCUUGAACAGAUAGUUCAGUCUGGUUGGAUGGGUGGCAUGGAACACCAAAAGCUAAAGACACUGUGGGCUCAGUCAGAGGAUGCAUGGCAAGCUUUGGUAAACGAAUUGCCAGAGGAUGAUGGUGCUGAGUCAGACCGAGUCGUUGUCGCCAUCGGCCAUCCUGCCAUCCACCUAGGACUGCUCUGCAGGUGUCUGAACCUAACAAUGGAUUACAUGCCGUCUUUUCAUCUGGACGACGGCAGCAUCAGCGUGAUCGAUUUUCCGGAUGGGCCGAAAGGAGGAGGUAUUGUCAGAUGCACGAAUUACACGGCCCAUUUGGGCAGAUGGUCGGUACCCAUCACAAAAUCAACAGAAAACAAUGAUGAAUUCUGAAUUAAUUUUUGUACAGAGGUAAUUAACAUCUCCUGUUUUUUUCGCUGUAAAAAGAAACAUCUUCCAUUUCUUGGUGGGAGUACCAUCCUUAAGGAAAAUGAAUUGAGCUUGUAGAUAUCAUACACUGAUGUAAAUGGCAUCUUCCUAGUUUUUAUUUGUGAAGAUCAUUUCAUUCACUAUACAACAUAAGUUUCCAAAA